This is a messenger RNA of Arachis stenosperma, 1099 nucleotides long. Its product is annotated as rac-like GTP-binding protein ARAC7. Gene Ontology annotation, cellular component: cytoskeleton; cytoplasmic vesicle; cell cortex. The record is from RefSeq and is a predicted model, not a curated record. Gene Ontology annotation, biological process: small GTPase-mediated signal transduction; regulation of actin cytoskeleton organization; cortical cytoskeleton organization. The transcript has 8 exons. Lineage: Eukaryota; Viridiplantae; Streptophyta; Magnoliopsida; Fabales; Fabaceae. Gene Ontology annotation, molecular function: GTPase activity; GTP binding; protein kinase binding. The coding region runs from base 161 to 799 and encodes 212 amino acids.
UGUCUUUGUUUCAUUAUCUUGUUCAUCACACUUUGUCCCAUUGAAGCUUCAACACUAAGCUUAUAUUUUUCUAUAUUAAGAAAGAAGAACACAGAGUGUUUGUAGCAGCUGCUUAGUUAGUGUUAAAGAGUUCUUUAAUUAAUUAAUUAAGAGCUUCCAAAUGAUGAGUGCUUCAAAGUUCAUUAAAUGUGUCACAGUUGGUGAUGGUGCUGUUGGCAAGACCUGCAUGCUCAUUUGCUACACCAGCAACAAGUUCCCCACUGAUUACAUACCUACAGUAUUUGAUAAUUUUAGUGCCAAUGUUGCUGUGGAUGGAAGCAUUGUUAAUCUAGGGCUUUGGGACACUGCAGGGCAAGAAGACUAUAGUAGGUUGAGGCCACUCAGUUACAGAGGAGCAGACAUAUUUGUGUUGGCAUUCUCAUUGAUCAGCAGAGCAAGCUAUGAAAAUGUUCUCAAGAAGUGGAUGCCUGAAUUGCGUAGGUUUGCACCCAAUGUUCCAGUUGUUCUUGUUGGUACAAAAUUAGAUCUUCGUGAAGAUCGGGGGUACCUAGCUGAUCACAUGGGAUCUAAUGUUAUAACAUCUGCUGAGGGGGAAGAAUUGAGGAAACAAAUAGGUGCAGCAGCUUACAUUGAGUGCAGUUCCAAGACUCAACAGAAUGUGAAAGCAGUUUUUGAUACUGCAAUUAAGGUUGUUCUUCAACCUCCAAGGAGGAAGGAGAUGAUGACAAUUAAGAAAAGGCAUAGAAGGUCUGCUUGCUCAUUUGUAGGUAUUGUGUGUGGAGGCUGUGCUGCUUAUUAACAGAAACAUCAAUUGCAUUAAGAUGUUAAUUAUUGGUGGGGGAUUAAGAAAGCUUGAAGCUAGGUAGGUCCAACCGUCCAAAGUGUCUUCAAUCCUGACAUCUGAUUAUUACAUAUUUCGAUAUGCUUUUUUGUAUUGUAACCAAUGUUAAUGUAAGUUAUUAUCAUAUGAUCUGAUGUAGUGUUUAUUUCACUUCAAGCUAAGGGACCUUAUUUUGGCAGUGGAGGGAAUUUUUCAUUCUCUCACUUGUUAUUACUUAGGCAUGUAUGUCAUGUAUUAUAUAUUACCAAAUUCAUUAAG